Messenger RNA from Fundulus heteroclitus (mummichog), 3031 nucleotides. RefSeq names its product ring finger and FYVE-like domain containing E3 ubiquitin protein ligase (gene rffl). Gene Ontology annotation, molecular function: ubiquitin protein ligase activity. Gene Ontology annotation, cellular component: cytoplasm; plasma membrane. NCBI's taxonomy places the organism in Eukaryota, Metazoa, Chordata, Actinopteri, Cyprinodontiformes, Fundulidae. The transcript has 7 exons. The coding region runs from base 228 to 1265 and encodes 345 amino acids. The record is from RefSeq and is a predicted model, not a curated record. Gene Ontology annotation, biological process: proteasome-mediated ubiquitin-dependent protein catabolic process; protein K48-linked ubiquitination; negative regulation of extrinsic apoptotic signaling pathway via death domain receptors.
CACGCGCGCGCGUGUACGUGGUCAGAAACUUCCUGGUUCUGCUCUUAUCGCUGCCUUCACUUUACUUGGUCCUGUCUGCUCCUGCCGCCAUGUUAACUAGUCUUGUUAACCAGUUUCCAGCCUGAGACGCGGGCCGCUGGUUAGUUUGUGGGUAACCAACCCUAACUCGUCGCUAAGUUAGCCGCGGCUGGGUGCUAGCUGCGGCUCUCCCAUCUCUGACAGCCGCCAUGUUUGCGUCCUGCUGUAACUGGCUCUGCAUGGACUCGGCUGACGUGGAUCCGUCGGGCGGCGCCGACAGACGACACCAGUCCUACACCAACUCGGCCUUCAACUCCCAGCCGUCGCCACCUGAGCACACCUGUAAGGCCUGCGGCGGGCCCUUCGGCACGCCACCCAGGAAGCACGUGUGCGUGGACUGUAAGAAGAACUACUGCAGCCGUUGCUCCGCCCAGCAGGGGCUGCGGCCCCGCCUUUGUCACACCUGUCAGCGUUUCUAUGGGAACCUGCUGGAGCGGGCGGAGCUGAUGAAGCUGAAGGUGAAGGAGCUGAGGGACUACCUGCACCUGCACGAGGUCUCCACGCACCUGUGCAGAGAGAAGGAGGAGCUGGUGGAGCUGGUGCUGAGUCAGCAGUCGUCACCUUCCAGCGGCUCCGCCCCCGACACCCCCAUCGUCGACCUCCCCACAGUCACACCUGACCCCCCGGAGCCGACGCCUCGCAGCUCCGUCUCUGACACGGGUUCUGACACGUCCAGCGCUGCUCCGCCCACACCUGAGCCUGAAGCCACGCCCCCAACCGCAGAGACUCCACCCUCAGACCCUGGAAUAGAAGACGACGAUGACGACGACCCGGCCUGGGACCCAGAGGAGGCCCCCGUCUCCGGCCGCAGGGCCUCACUGUCCGACCUGAAGAACGUGGACGGCAUCGAGGAGCUGAGCGUGCGGCAGCUGAAGGAGAUUCUGGCCCGUAACUUCGUGGACUACAAAGGCUGCUGUGAGAAGUGGGAGCUGAUGGAGAGGGUGACCCGGCUGUACCAGGACCAGCAGAACCUGCUGGCGGCCAGCUCUGUGAGCGCUGCAGGUGGCGGCGGAUCGGCGCCGGGCCUGGAGGAGAACCUGUGUAAGAUCUGCAUGGACUCUCCCAUCGACUGCGUCCUGCUGGAGUGCGGCCACAUGGUCACCUGCACCAAGUGUGGCAAGAGGAUGAGCGAGUGUCCCAUCUGCCGGCAGUACGUCAUCCGAGCCGUCCACGUCUUCCGGUCCUGAAGCUAGCCGGGCUCCGGUGCCGAAGAACCAGCCUUACUCUCCUCUUCCGCUGCAGAACCGACCGCCUUAAACGCAACAAAUCAGAGCCAGAUCCUCCUCUAGAGAUGAUUUAAUCCUCUUUCUUCCGCUGUGAUUGAACAUUCGGUACGACUGUACGACGCUUUCAGAUCGGACCUUCAGACGGCGGCGCUGCCGGGGACCCGCUCGCAGUCCUGCAGCUGCUCAGACUCAUCAUGUUGCCUUAAGCUUAAACCAGAGACGCAGUUCAGGUAAACUGUGGUUCCUUCAGGGUCAGAACACCGGGUUCCUUUCCUUUUUUUAACUUUAUGGGUUAAUUCUUCCUUCAAAAGUGCCUUUUGGGAACCGUUUCUACAUUCCAGGGUCCAGUUUUCAUUGUGCUGCUAGUAAAACCCAAAGAACCGGUCCGAGUAGUGAAGUUUAGCCGGGUUGGGUCAGGAGAACAGAGACGGGCUUUAAUGUCUCUCAGUGGGGGAAAUUCAGGCGUAAAUAACCUGAAAUCAGCGUAGCAGCAGCGGGGCGACGUUCCCCAGAAGGUUCUGACUCUUCAGGGUCCGAAUUGUUCUGAAACUACUUAAACUUCUCACUGGAACUGAGGCUUAGGUCCUCGUUUCUCUCAGAUGAAAGAGGUGCUGUCCACAAUAGGCGGGAAUCGCCGUGGCAACCAGUGACUCGGCAUUUUCUGAGUGUCUUCCUGCUUCCUCUGAGCGGCUCGUCUCCAGGGUGGUGCCUAAUUCCUGAGCUUUGGGUCAGCAGCUGCUUUGGCGGCCCUUCCAGUCUCCUCUGACAUAAACCGAUUUGUAGCGUUUCCGUUCCGACUCGGCGGUUUUGGUCACCUGAGACCAGGUGUGCGGCGUGACUCCGCCCCCUUCCCCCCAGCUUCAGAUUGAUCGGAGGAGGCAAAGCUGCUGGGCUCAUGACACUGCGUCACUUUUCCAAACCUUUUUUUAAAACUCGCUUUUCCGGUUGGAGGGAAAUCUAAAACUAGAAGAAGAGCAGCGUCUGAAUAUUACGGACAUGUUUGAAUUAUUUAUGUUGAAAUGAUCAGAUUUCAUGUGUUUUGUCCUGGAGAUAAAGUGAAGCUUCUUUAUGUCCAGUCUCUGACCUUUUCCGGUUUAGAAGAAGUGAAUGAAUGGAUGAAAAAGGGAGAACCGCAUCACCUUUCACUGCUGGGCCACCGGGGGCAGCAGAGAGUCGGCCCUGUGGAGGAAACUCCCUGCAGGAGCUUAAAGGGAAUAAAGUUUUCUGCAAACGUUGCGUCGCAUCAGCAGGCUGCUUCCUGCUCUGGACCUUUAGGAACCAGGAUGAUGUUCUGCUGAGUGAUUGUUAAAAUCUAACAGAUUUUUGUGACGUUUACAGCAGCCUGUGUGAAGUUUUCUCCUGUUUGCACUAAAACCUGUCGAUGCUGAGACACUUCAUACUUCGGGGGUUGAUUUUAUUUUGUUGUGAAGACUCUGGACUUUCUCUGAUUGUGAGGUGAUGUUUGAUUGUCUAACCUGUUGUUUCUGCCUGCUGAGGUCAUUAAUGCGAAGCGGGCGAACAGAUCCAGGGAUGCAGUGUUUGGCCCUCAUGGGGCCCCCCAGCAACAGACUGCAAACCUCUCCAGAUACUCCAAAUGUAGCGGGAAGCUGUCUAAUCCUCCAGAUGUUUCUUGAUUUUAUUUUAUUUUUUUCCUGGAAUCGGUGGGAUAUCUGUAAGAGAUUUUAGUUGGUGGCGUGAGCUCCGAAUAAAUUUUCUAAUGAAACAUC